AGUGAAUGAGCCCCAUCCAUCUUUACCUUAGUAAGGUACCUAGUAGUACCUAGGUAGGUAGGCACCUUGGUAAAUGCAGUGGGGCCGCCCCGACGCACCCGAAUGCCCCUGUGCUGCUCCAGUUCUGCGAGUCCAGGCGCCACCAAUUCCCGUCCAUCGUCGACCGGACAAAGACAACCUCGGAAGCGUCAACCUCGAGACUCCCGUCAGCCCGUCGCCCUCCCCCUCUCGACGCAUACAUGGAGUUCGAGGCACUACAGGCGCGGCUGGGCCAAGCGCUGCAGCAUGCGUGGUUGAAUUUCCAAAAGGUGCCCGGCUCGGCUGUGCUGGUGCGGUACAUCCAGUCAAGCUACCAGAACGACCCUGUGCGGUCCGCCAUCGAACUCAUCCUCGUGCUCUUCUUUAUCCGAUACCUACUGUCGCCUUCCUAUUCUACCCAUAAGCUCAACUACGUGAAACUGAGAGAAGACGUAGGUAGCGCGCCACCUCUGUUGCGACCGCACCGCUGAUGCAAUAGGGUGCGCAGGAAAUCGAUGAGCUGGUCGAUGAAUGGACCCCUGAGCCGCUUGUUGCGGAGAGGACAUCGCUCGAGGAGGCCGACGGAGACAAAGUUCCCGUCAUCGUUGGGUAAUUACCAUUCCUCGGCGGCGUCCCUGCUGCUUGAUGAUGUCGAGACCCGCAAGACUGACGACCCUCGUGAUCCCAGGCCGCCUGGCCCCAAGGUCAAGCUCGCCACCGGCCGCACCGUUACGAACCUCGCGUCGUACAAUUUCUAUAACUUCAAUGCCAACGAGCAGAUAAAGGAGAAGGCAAUCCAAACCUUGCGAACCUAUGGGGUCGGACCCUGCGGGCCGCCGCAGUUUUACGGCACGCAGGAUGUCCACGUCAAGGCCGAAGCGGAUAUCGCCAACUUCCUGGGCACAGAAGGCUGCAUAGUCUACGCACAGUCCUUCUCGACCAUCUCCAGUGUUAUCCCCGCCUUCUGCAAGCGCGGUGAUGUUAUUAUUGCUGACAAGGCUGUCAACUACUCCAUCCGCAAGGGACUGCAGGCCUCGCGGAGCCACAUCAAGUGGUACAACCACGGGGACAUGGCACAUCUGGAAAAGGUGAUGCAGGCCGUGGUCAAGGAGCAGGCCAAGGCCAAGAAACUCACUCGGAGAUUCAUCGUCACAGAGGGCUUGUUCGAGACCUUGGGCGACUCCAUCGACUUGCCCAAGCUGGUCGAGCUCAAGGAAAAGUACAAGUUCCGGAUCAUCCUCGAUGAGACAUGGUCUUUUGGUGUUCUCGGUCGGACGGGUCGCGGCCUCACGGAAGCGCAAAACGUGGACCCCCAGCAGGUGGACAUGAUUGUCGGGUCUUUGUCGGGACCGCUGUGCGCCGGUGGUGGCUUCUGUUGCGGAACCAAAGACGUGGUAGAGCACCAGCGCAUUACCUCGUCGGCAUACACGUUCUCGGCCGCUCUACCAGCCAUGCUGGCAAUGACGUCAAGCGAAACGGUGCACCUGCUGCAGGCCAACCCGGAUAUCCUUACGCAAUGCCGGGACAACGUCAAGGCGAUGAGAGCCCAGCUUGACCCUCGCAGCGACUGGGUUAUGUGUACCAGCGCGCCUGAGAACCCCGUCAUGCUCUUGGUGCUCAAACCCGAGGUUAUCAAGGCGAGGAAGCUGAGCGUUGACGACCAGGAACGCCUCCUGAUGGAAUGUGCAGAUGAGGCACUAGCGAAUGGCGUCUUAGUUGCAAGGUUCAAGAACAGACCUUACCACUAUGCCAUUGCGGCCAAGGAUGGCGACUGGUACGCACAACCGGCGCUGAAGGUGUGCAUCACAUCGGCUCUCUCGAAGAAGGACAUCGAGAAGGCGGGCGUCACGAUCCGGCACGCCAUCACCAAAGUCAUGACCCGUAAAGGGAGUAGCAAGUCGGCCUGAGAGACCAACAGUGAGGACUUUUGAGGGACUCACUUGCCGACUUGCGCGGGACAGCGUGCUGAUACGAUGUGGGCAAAGGCCCCGACUGGAGACGAGGCGCGCCCAGACGGCAUGGGCCAACGAGGCGGAAGGAGGACACCAACGUCCAACCCCCAAGACGGCGCGGGGCUGUACAAAAGAAAGAGGCGGCAUACUGUACUCCGGUUGCGAAAACUUAAUGACUAAUAAAUAGAAGUUGCAUUGUGCGCCCAGCUGGUUCACUGUGUCGCUGUUGGGAAGGUCGACUGACACAAGGGACUCAUGACCCGGUCCAAUGCGACGCGACACGCUGCCAGUUGAAAUCGGGAGGCGGAUGGGCGCUGAAUCGGCAUGUCGCCCAGCCCCCAGCAGACAUGAUUGCCAGCCUGUCUCGUUUCUACGAUGACGAUGAUGCAGGGAUGCAUUCACCAAGCCAGGCAAGGAUCGAGAACAGGCAAAGCAAUGGCGACGACCAGGCGGCUCGUUAGCGAUGCAAUGCAAGCAUUCGUCACACCGAGGCAACGACAGGUCUUGCGGCAUGCAAAGACGGGGGUUUCCUGGCCAGAGGUGCCUUGAGCGCAUCACGAUGGAGAAAUGCGGCGGUUGACAGGGGCGACGGCUGCGUCAAGCUGCCCACGAGGGCAUGACGUAGCCUGCCUGCCGGUGGAGGUCAGUACCAAGAAGGUAUUGUGCAGGUUGGUAGUAUAGUGUGUUCGGUAACGCGACACAAGGGAAAAAAGGGAGGAGAAGGAGAAGGAAGCAGCUUGGAAGAAAGAGAGCAGGGACGAUGAGGAGGACAGCAAAGGCUUGUGAGACAAAAUUGGUUGUUCAAGUAUGCUCGCUUAGGUAGUCAGUAGGCCCCUGCC
This is a messenger RNA of Purpureocillium takamizusanense, 2809 nucleotides long. Its product is annotated as Serine C-palmitoyltransferase. Gene Ontology annotation, molecular function: pyridoxal phosphate binding; serine C-palmitoyltransferase activity. NCBI's taxonomy places the organism in Eukaryota, Fungi, Ascomycota, Sordariomycetes, Hypocreales, Ophiocordycipitaceae. The transcript has 2 exons. Gene Ontology annotation, biological process: sphingosine biosynthetic process; ceramide biosynthetic process. Gene Ontology annotation, cellular component: endoplasmic reticulum. The coding region runs from base 534 to 1925 and encodes 463 amino acids. The record is from RefSeq and is a predicted model, not a curated record.